UUGAACGGUUCAUUUUUCUUCUUUUGAUUUCAAAUGCGUCUUCCCCUGAUUAGCUCCCCAAUUUCUCAUCAAUCUCUUGUUACCGUUGACUUUACACAUAUUUGAAAACCUCCGUUAUCUCUCUGCAUAUCCUCAUGGUUGACCUAAUUAAACCACCUUAAUUUUGUCUCAUUCAAUAUUGGUCCAUCUACCGCCCAGAUCAUGAACAGCACCACCACCUCCGGCGGAUUUCUGGGCUCCGAAAACAUCAGUGGAUUUGGUUAUGGCAUCGGAGUUUCCGUCGGAAUCCUCCUCCUAAUCACAACCAUCACGGUGGCUUCAUAUUACUGCACCAGAAAUACAACAAUUGUACCACCGCGGAGGGCUGCUGCCCCACCGGCGUCGGACGCAGUGCAACACUCUGUCAUAGACGUCGGACUUGAUGAGACCACUAUCACUAGCUACCCCAAGAUGCUUUACUCGGAGGCCAAAGUGAAUCACAAGGACUCCACAGCCACAUGCUGUUCCAUUUGUUUAGCAGAUUACAAGAACAGUGAUAUGCUCCGGGGGCUGCCGGAUUGUGGACACCUUUUCCACCUCCGCUGCGUCGACCCGUGGCUGCGGAUGCACCCCACCUGUCCCGUAUGUAGAAACUCGCCCAUGCCAACGCCGCUGCCAACUCCUUUGGCCGAGAUGGUUCCCCUAGCAACCAGAGCUAUAUGAUAUAUGAUAAGUGUAUAUUUCAUUGUCUAAUCAACAAGAUCUUCGGCAACAAAUGUACCAAAAGAAUAAUUUUCGAACCCCGGUUCUUCAAUUUUCCAUGUAAACUGUAGAUCAUAGGUCUU
Molecule: messenger RNA, 824 nt
Organism: Olea europaea var. sylvestris
Lineage: Eukaryota; Viridiplantae; Streptophyta; Magnoliopsida; Lamiales; Oleaceae
Product: RING-H2 finger protein ATL70-like
Exons: 1
Coding region: 202-702 (166 amino acids)
Source: RefSeq, a predicted model, not a curated record